Messenger RNA from Amorphotheca resinae ATCC 22711, 334 nucleotides. RefSeq lists its product as hypothetical. NCBI's taxonomy places the organism in Eukaryota, Fungi, Ascomycota, Leotiomycetes, Helotiales, Amorphothecaceae. Bases 104 to 334 code for a protein of 76 amino acids. The record is from RefSeq and is a predicted model, not a curated record. The transcript is spliced from 4 exons.
UGUCACUCCGCUUCUCCUCGUCCUUCCUUCGCUGUAUUACAGUAUCAGGUUUCAGUACCUAGGGUAUACUUUCACAACAAGCAGGAUCAAAACCUAAUCCAACAUGGCCGAUCAAGAUUCCAAGAAGAUUGAGCACAUGGUAACCUGCAAGAAUUUUGAAGAUGUUGAGCCAGCCAAGGAGCUAUUCAUCAAGCAGGGAGGCAAGAUCACGGACACUCGCACCCUGUAUCCCGGUUUCACGGUCGAGAUGCCAAAGGACUCUGUGUCUACGUUCGAAGGGAACAAAUACAUCGACUCGGUAGAGGUAACGGGAGAGGUUUCUACGCGCAAAUAG